ACGAAGCAUGAGAGUUCGGUGCUGCCACUAACAUUUACAGGUACAGGUGCUCCAUGGUGAAGUAGCUGCCGGCCCUAAUCUGUGUGGUGUCUGUUUCUCAACAGGUAAAAGUCAUGCUUCGAAUUUGUUCCACUUUGGCUCGAGAUACCUCGGAAUCCAGCUCUUUCUUAAAGGUGGACCCACGGAAGAAGCAGAUCACUCUGUACGAUCCCCUCACCUGUGGCGAUCAAAAUGUCUUCCCAAAGAGAAGCAACCAGGUCCCUCCAAAGAUGUUUGCAUUCGACGCCGUGUUCCCACAAGAUGCCUCUCAGGCCGAAGUGUGUGCUGGAACGGUGGCGGAGGUGAUCCAGUCUGUGGUGAAUGGGGCAGAUGGCUGUGUGUUCUGCUUUGGCCACGCCAAGCUGGGGAAAUCCUACACCAUGAUCGGGAAGGAUGACUCCAUGCAGGACCUGGGCAUCAUCCCCUGCGCCAUCUCUUGGCUCUUCAAGCUGAUCGAUGAGCGCAAGGAGAAGACAGGGGCGCGGUUCUCCGUGCGGAUCUCGGCAGUGGAGGUGUGGGGCAAGGACGAGAAGCUGCGGGACCUGCUAUCCGAGGUGGCCACAGGCAGCCUGCAGGACGGCCAGUCCCCAGGCGUGUACCUCUGCGAGGACCCCAUCUGUGGCACACAGCUGCAGAACCAGAGCGAGCUGCGGGCCCCCACUGCCGAGAAGGCCGCCUUCUUCCUGGAUGCUGCCAUCGCCUCCCGCAGGGGCAACCAGCAAGAUUGCGACGAGGACGACCACCGCAGCUCCCACAUGCUCUUCACCCUGCACGUGUACCAGUACCGGAUGGAGAAGAGUGGCAAAGGUGGAAUGUCUGGAGGUCGCAGCCGUCUGCAUCUCAUCGAUCUGGGCAGCUGUGUGAAAGCUCUUGGCAAAAACCGAGAAGGAGGCUCUGGGCUGUGCCUCUCACUGUCCGCUCUGGGUAACGUCAUCCUGGCUCUGGUCAACGGCAGCAAACACAUUCCAUACAAAGACAGCAAGCUUACCAUGCUGCUGCGUGAGUCCCUGGGGAACGUGAACUGUCGCACCACCAUGAUCGCUCACAUCUCGGGGGUGGCUGGCAACUACGCAGAGACCCUGUCCACCAUCCAGAUCGCGUCGAGGGUCUUGAGGAUGAAGAAGAAGAAGACAAAGUACACAUCAAGUUCCUCUGGAGGAGAGAGCUCCUGUGAGGAGGGCAGGAUGCGCAGGCCCACCCAGCUGAGGCCGUUCCACGCCAGGGCCGCGGCGGACCCCGACUUCCCCCUCGGUCCCCUGUCCAGCGAUCCCGACUACUCCUCCAGCAGCGAGCAGUCCUGUGACACCGUCAUCUACAUCGGGCCCAAUGGCACAGCCCUCUCCGACAAGGAGCUCACCGACAACGAGGGGCCCCCAGACUUUGUCCCCAUCGUGCCAGCCCUGCAGAAGACCAGGGGUGACAGCCGGCCUGCAGAGGCAGUGGAGGCUGCUGCUGGCAAAUCAGAAAGGGACUGCUUGAAGUGCAACACGUUCGCCGAGCUCCAAGAGAGGCUGGACUGCAUCGACGGCAGCGAGGAGCCCAGUAAGUUUCCCUUCGAAGAGCUGCCUGUCCAGUUGGGGCCAGAGCAGGCAGGCAGAUGCCCCCCGCUAAGCCAAGCAGCUGGGGCCGACCCACUGUCUGAGUCUGAUAAAGAAGACAGCCGGUCAGAUGGUGGCCAGCUGACCGACAGGGAAGGUACGGAGCCCCCAGCCUCCAAGACGCAGAGGAGUCUCUCCCCUGUGCCUGCCGCAGCGCGAAGAAGCCCCAGCCCGGCCUCAACCCGUAGCAUACCAGGCGGCAGCAGCCAGCACAGCGCCUCCCAGCUUGUGCAGAGCCUCAGCCUCCAGAGCAGCCGGGAGAGCCUGAACUCCUGCAGCUUCGUGGAAGGCAAGCCCAGGCCCAUGGGCUCCCCCCGGCUAGGCAUUGCCAGCCUGUCCAAGACCUCAGAAUACAAGCCCCCCGGCUCUCCCUCGCAGAGAUGCAAAGUCUACACCCAGAAGGGGGUCCUGCCCUCCUCUGCCCCGUUGCCUCCCUUGAGCAAGGACUCCAGCAUGGUCUCUAGUGAGUCCUUGCUGCAGCCUGAAGUCCGUACUCCCCCGGUUGGAAUGAGUCCCCAGGUUUUGAAGAAAUCCUUGUCUGCAGGGAGCGAGGGGUUCCCAGAAACCCCCGUUGAGGAGGAACAUCAGGAAGCUCCGUCUCCAGACGCCAAGAAGGAGAUCGUGAGCACCACCAUGGUGACAGUGCAGCAGCCCCUGGAGCUGAACGGGGAGGACGAGCUGGUGUUCACGCUGGUGGAGGAACUGACCAUCAGCGGGGUCCUGGACAGCGGCCGUCCCACCAGCAUCAUCAGCUUCAACAGUGACUGCUCAGUGCAGGCCUUGGCCUCGGGCUCCCGGCCCGUCAGCAUCAUCAGUAGCAUCAGCGAAGACCUGGAGUGCUACUCCAGCAUGGCACCUGUGUCUGAGGUGAGCAUCACGCAGUUCCUGCCCCUCCCGAAGCUGAACCUGGAUGAGAAGGUGCGGGAGGCAGGCAGCCGGCGCUCCUCCAUCAGCUCCUGGCUCAGCGAGAUGAGCACAGGCAGUGAUGGCGAGCAGUCCUGCCACAGCUUCAUAGCCCAGACGUGCUUCGGGCACGGGGAGGCUAUGGCCGAGCCGCCGGCCUCGGAGUUCGUCAGCAGCAUCCAGAACACCGCUGUGGUAUGCAGCGAGAAGCCCAGGGCGGGGUCCGACAACCUGCUCAUCUUGUCUGAGGUAGGGGAAGACUCUUUCACCAAAGCCACUCCCAUCAAAGGCUGCAGGAUAUCCGCUCUGGGCAAGGCUAUGGUCACAAUCUCCAACACAGCCAGUCUGAGCGGCUGCGAAGGGUACAUCCCCAUGAAAACAAACAUCACGGUUUACCCCUGUAUCGCUGUGAGCCCCCGGAGUGUGCAAGAGCCCGAGGCCUCCUCGGUCACUCCCAAAGCAGCCCCCAAAGCAGCCCAGGCCCAAGAGAGCAAGGAAACCAGUGCAAAGAAAGAGAUGAAAUUUGAAGACCCCUGGCUAAAACGAGAAGAGGAAGUGAAAAAAGACAAUGCCUAUCCCAGCGAAGAAGGGACUAUUUAUGAAGCCGCCACAGGCCCCACAAAGCCUGAGGCCAGACCAGAGCAGGAACAGGACCGGAAGCCCGGCGCAGGGGACAGGCUGAGCGGCAGCAGUGGCGAGGUGUCUGCCUCCCCGGUGACCGAAAACUUCAAGAGAGUAGUGGAUGGCUGUGAGAUGACGCUGCCCGGCUUGGUGGUCCAGAGCCCCAUGCCUUGCAACAAAAGCCUGAAGUCCAGCAGCCUCCCAAGGGCAUUUCAGAAGACCAGCCGGCAGGAGGAGCUGGACAGCCUCUUCUACCAGUACGCAGCGGACACCAACGGCCUGGGCCCAGCCCAGCCCUCAAAGGCAACCCUGGAGAGGAAGGUGGCUUCACCCAAGCAUUGUGUCCUGGCUCGACCCAAAGGAACGCCUCCUCUGCCUCCUGUCCGCAAGUCCAGCUUGGACCAGAAGAACCGGGCCAGCCCCCAGCACAGUGGCAGCAGCAGCAGCACCAGUAGCCCCCUGAAUCAGCCAGCCACCUUCCUGGCCAGCUUCCCGGAUGAGCCCAGCAAGAUGAAGGAGGCCAGCAGCAGCAGCAGCAAGUUGUUCAGUGCCAAGCUGGAGCAGCUGGCCAGCAGGACCAACUCUCUUGGCAGAGCAACAGUCAGCCACUAUGAAUGCCUGUCGCUAGAGAGGGCCGAGAGCCUGUCCUCCAUGAGCUCACGGAUGCCCGUGGGCAAAGACAGCACCAUGCCCCGCGCAGGCCGGAGCCUGGGGCGCAGCAGCACAGGGGCCUCGCCCCUCAACUGUGGCACCACCCAGUCGGUGGGGGCCUCGCCCAAGGCCAGCCAGUCCAAGAUCUCAGCAGUGAGCAAGCUCCUGCUGGCCAGCCCCAAAGCGCGCAGCCUGUCCACCUCCACCACCAAGACGCUCAGCUUCUCCACCAAGUCCCUGCCACAGUCGGUGGGCCAGAGCUCCAGCCUGCCCCCGGGCGGGAAGCACACGUCCUGGUCCACCCAGUCGCUCAGCAGGAGCCGGGGCUCUGGGCUGGCGUCCAAGCUGCCCCUGCGAGCAGUCAACGGGCGCAUCUCGGAGCUGCUACAGGGCAGCGUGGGCGCGCGCGCGCAGCUGCGGGCCGGGCCCGAGGCGGAGGAGCGCGGAGGCCCCGCGGAGGACAGGCCGGCUGCGCCCCUGCUGCCCUCGCCCUACAGCAAGGUGACGCCACCUCGGAAGCCACACCGCUGCAGCAGCGGCCACGGCAGUGACAACAGUAGCGUGCUGAGCGGGGAGCUCCCGCCGGCCAUGGGGAAGACCGCCCUGUUCUACCACAGCGGAGGCAGCAGCGGCUACGAGAGCAUGGUGAGGGACAGCGAGGCCACUGGCAGCGCGUCCUCCGCCCAGGACUCCAUGAGCGAGAACAGCAGCUCCGUGGGUGGCAGGUGCCGGAGUCUCAAAACCCCGAAGAAGAGGUCCAAUUCAGGUUCUCAGAGACGGAGGCUCAUCCCAGCACUGUCCCUCGAUACCUCCUCCCCUGUGAGAAAGCCCAGCGCCAGCACUGGGGUCCGCUGGGUGGAUGGCCCCCUGCGGGGUGCCCCGCGGGGCCUUGGGGAACCUUUUGAGAUUAAAGUCUAUGAAAUCGAUGAUGUGGAGCGCCUGCAGCGGCGAAGAGCAGGCAGCAGCAAGGAGCUCACGUGCUUCAAUGCAAAACUGAAAAUCCUGGAGCACCGGCAGCAGAGGAUCGCUGAGGUCCGAGCCAAGUAUGAGUGGCUGAUGAAGGAGCUGGAGACCACCAAGCAGUACCUGAUGCUGGACCCCAACAAGUGGCUCCGUGAAUUUGACUUGGAGCAGGUUCUGGAGCUGGACUCCCUGGAGUACCUGGAGGCGCUCGAGUGUGUGACAGAGCGCCUGGAGAGCCGCGUCAACUUCUGCAAGGCCCACCUCAUGAUGGUCACCUGCUUCGACGUCACCUCCAGGCGCCGGUAAGGAGGCUGGGCCUGGCCUGGCGGGUCCCCUCGCUCUCAGGACUUCAGAGAGACACCGCCCUCCCCAGGCCCUCCAUGCUGGCGGCACUCAGAGACUGUAGGAUGAGGAUGAAGGUUGGUGGCAAGUCUGGAGUGAGUGAGGAGAGGAAGGCGAUUUUUCUGUUUUUCUGUAGGGAAGGUGCAGACAACAAACCACAUGGACGGAGACGGUGAUGGGAAGCCUAGGACGUAGAAGCCUGCGAGACUGGAGGGCACGUUGAGGAACUUCCAAGAACUCGCUUGUACAUAAGAACUGCUAGCAGAGAGACCUCGCUCUUGCCUGCAUUUGUGAGGAGGGGAGGGGGCGCUGGAUGUGGCGUUGAAAGCAAAACAAAACACCAACAAGACGACCCAGAGUGAUGGAUCAAGUGCCUUGCAAAUCUUUA
Castor canadensis (American beaver) is the source of this 5505-nucleotide messenger RNA. The record is from RefSeq and is a predicted model, not a curated record. NCBI's taxonomy places the organism in Eukaryota, Metazoa, Chordata, Mammalia, Rodentia, Castoridae.